Molecule: messenger RNA, 2685 nt
Organism: Anastrepha obliqua
Lineage: Eukaryota; Metazoa; Arthropoda; Insecta; Diptera; Tephritidae
Product: esterase B1
Exons: 6
Coding region: 671-2365 (564 amino acids)
Source: RefSeq, a predicted model, not a curated record
AGUGUUGGCUGCUACUUCGUUUACAUUGUGCGAAAGAGGGUUUGAGAUCAAGUGCUAUUUGGUGUUUUAGCCAUUUAUUACAGCCUUUGAUUGAGUUGCGUUGCCCUGCGUUUUUAAUGCUUGCUUCAAACACUUUUGCCAACAAAUCAUUUGAGUAAAAAGAAACGAAAGACAAAUACGUGAACAUAACAUUCAGCCGCUGGUGUUAGCGUAAUAAGACUACAACAAUAUAAAAUAAGCAACCAGUUUGCUAGCUAAUUGCCAUCUGAUCGUGACGCGCUGGCACACUUUCCAACUUUUUACACAAUAAGUUGGCUUUUGUACUCAUUUUGAAAUGAAAAAAUACUAAAGGAAACGAUUAAAAAUUAAAUACAUUAAAAUAAAAAAAAACUGAAAUACUAAAAAGAAUAUAACAUCUGAAAAAUUAUUAAAAAUAAACAAAAAAUUUAAAAGCUAAAAUUUCCAAAAUUAAGUUUCGUGAUAAAAGCUGGCAAUAUUCACUCAAAUAUUGUAAAUAAUAAUCGAGAAAUAAAUAAAGCAACAUAUAAACAAAAUUUAAAAAUUGCAAUUUAGAAAACACCAAAAAGAUCUCUUGAGAAAUCGUUAAUCAAAAUUAAUUGCAAUUUUCGCAGUGGUUGAGUGCGUGGAGUGAAUAAAGAUUUUACCCAACAUGGAGUCGCUCUCAAUUAUGCACAUAGUAAAGUUGACCUUUAAGGUUCUCGAAUUCAAGUAUCAGCAAAGUAAACACACAACCAGCAUUUACGAAGUGGUCAAGACCACCAAAGGCCAAGUGAAGGGCGUGAAACGUCUCACCAUUUGGGGUGAUUCUUAUUUCAGUUUUGAACGCAUCCCUUUUGCCAAACCUCCAGUGGGGGAAUUGCGUUUUCGUGCCCCGGAACCAGCUGAACCAUGGAAUGGUAUUCUAGAUGGCACUGGCCCCGCCGAGAAACCACUGCAGACCUAUGUUUUAUUUCGCAAAUAUAAAGGAUCCGAGGAUUGCUUGUACCUGAAUGUUUUUACAAAGAAUAUAAAUCCCGACAAGCAUCGUCCGGUUAUGGUUUGGAUUUAUGGGGGUGGCUUUCAGAUUGGCGAAGCCUCACGUGACAUGUACAGUCCGGACUUUCUGAUGUCCAAAGAUAUCGUGCUUGUGACUAUCGCCUACCGCCUCGGCCCCUUUGGAUUUCUAUCAUUAGACGAUCCCGAUGUAAACAUACCGGGCAAUGCAGGCAUAAAAGAUCAAAUACUGGCAUUGCGGUGGGUAAAGGAAAAUAUCGCAGCAUUUGGUGGUGAUCCCAACAAUGUGACCGUUUUCGGUGAGAGCGCCGGUGGUGCUUCCACACACAUUUGUAUACUCAGCGAACAGUCAAAAGACUUGAUACACAAAGGAAUUGUGAUGUCUGGCAGCGCAUUAUGUCCUUGGGCAAAUCAACCAAACAGGCGAUGGGCUUAUCGGCUGGCCAAGGCACUUGGCUAUGAAGGAGCGGACGUAGAUAAGGAGGUGUCUGAAUUUUUACUAAACACAAAAGGACCCGACUUAGUGCGUGGCAAUGCAAUGGUGCUGACAAAAGACGAAAAACACCACAGGAUACCAUUUGCUUUUGUGCCAACUGUAGAACCAUAUUGGACGGAACAAUGUGUGAUGAAUGAACAUCCAUAUGAGCUAAUGAAAAAGUCGUGGAGCAAUAAUAUACCAAUUAUAAUUGGAGGCACCAGCUUCGAAGGUUUAAUAUUUUAUCCAGAGAUUACGCGACGUCCAGCAACGCUCGAUGAAGUGCGGAAUUGCAAGAAUCUCUUGCCACCAGAUGCGGACAUUCAUGACGAUGUACAGAAGGCUGAGACAUGUGGCCUCAGGCUCAAGGAGAUUUAUUUCGGUGAUGAGGAGUGCUCGCGUAAGACAAUGAUGCAGUUUCUGGAUCUGAACUCCUACCGCGACUUCUGGCUACCCAUCUAUCGUACAUUGCUCGCACGUCAGCGCCACAGCACCGCUCCUACCUACGUCUACCGCUUCGACUAUGACUCACGUGAAGGCAAUGCCGUUCGUAAUAUUUUGUGUGGCCGCAAUGUGCGUGGCACCUGCCAUGGUGAUGAUCUGUGUUAUCUCUACUAUGCCAUGUUCUCACAUCGGCCGGUUCAUGGCUCCAAAGAGCACGAAGUGACACGCACAAUGGUCGAUAUUUGGACAAGUUUUGCAGCAAACAGUGAUCCCAAUUGUGAUAUGCUGGAGAAUCUGAUAUUCGAGCCGAUCACACGUGAUGUGGGUGAAAUCAAAUGCCUGAAUAUUGGUGAGAAUGUUGAGUUCAUCGAUUUACCUGGUAUGGAUAAACUGAAAAUAUGGAGCGAAUUCUACGCGCCGGGAAAAUUGUGAGAUGACUUGAGUACGUGGCAAUAUUUGCAGCUUAGCGGGUGUCUACCUCAAUGAUAUUACUGUUUUGUUUGGAGAGCAAAAAUUAUGCAGUUAAAGAAUUAUUAUAUAGUCAUAUGCAUACAUAUAUAUGCGAGCGUAUAUAUAUAAGUGUUUGUUGGGAUGGAGCUUUUUGUUUUUAAAUAUGAAAUUUAUUAAAUUUAAAUAAGCCAAACCAAAUAAUAUUAGGGCAGUUCACAAUUAAACUGUACAUAUUCAGUCGAAACACCUUUUUGUACAUACACUUAGUAAAAAUAAUAAAAAUAAUUAUUUACUACUUAAUA